AUGACAACAAAAGAUAUGUUCGAGGGAGUAUCAAGUAUCGCUUCUUUGUCUACUAAUGGUAUUAUGUCAACAAGCGAUACUUUGGAAUUUAGACAUCCAAUUUACUGGAAUCGUAACUAUGACACAUGGAAUGUUAAGAUUUAG
Funneliformis caledonium is the source of this 144-nucleotide messenger RNA. NCBI's taxonomy places the organism in Eukaryota, Fungi, Glomeromycota, Glomeromycetes, Glomerales, Glomeraceae. The record is from the annotation of a GenBank genome assembly.